Messenger RNA from Callithrix jacchus (white-tufted-ear marmoset), 5784 nucleotides. RefSeq names its product tripartite motif containing 9 (gene TRIM9). The record is from RefSeq and is a predicted model, not a curated record. Gene Ontology annotation, molecular function: protein binding; zinc ion binding. Lineage: Eukaryota; Metazoa; Chordata; Mammalia; Primates; Cebidae. Gene Ontology annotation, cellular component: cytoplasm.
CAGGGCACUCAGAAACAGACAAACUAUUCUUGCCUCAACCGAACCAAAGGCCCGGCGGGCCUCGUGAAAGCUCAGCCAGGUGCUUUGGGAGGCUGGGAGGAGAAAGAGGGAUCCGUGGGAAGAAGCACGUUCACACCAUGGCACUGAGGCCUUUGGGCCGAGCUAUAAUUUAAAGCAUGAAACGAAGGGGUCAUAGAUUCUGACUAAUGCUGAGCCUUUCCAUGGGUUACCCGGUGGAAUCUCAUGGCGACACCCGGAAAUUGACUUUAUACAUGCUCUUUAGGAAACAAGGGACGCAGGGUGAAACAAGUCAAGAGUGUUGUCCGGGCUCGCGCCAGCGCCGUCAGACUCCCGCGAUAGAGGAGCGCCAGGGCUUGGCGUCAGCGGCUUCACGGGGAGGGAGAAAAGCCCCACUGCUGUGCAGAAGCCUAGGCCCGAGUGAGGCCCCUGCGAAGGCUGCCAGUAGCGGAAGAGAAGGGGCGUCUUCGGAGGUGCGCAGCGCUCGCCCGCGGUAGGUGGGCGCGGAGCUCAGAGCCAAACGCUAACACUGGCGACAAGCCCCAGCCCCCUCCGCCAGCCCACUCGCUGCGGGGAGGGGUUUCUCACGCCCCCGGCUCCUGGGAGACUGCACCGGAGGUCGGAAGGAAGCGGGGCGAGGAUGAGUCAUCCCGCCUAAUUCCUCCUUCCCCGUCCCCUACCCUCCGCACGCCGGCCCCCUCCAGAGAUCAUGCAGCCGCGAGCGAAGACACCCCUAUCCUCAGACUCCACCGAACCCCCUGUGGCCUGCGGAGACGAGGAGACGGACGGGUCCGGUGGCCAAUGAGAGCUUCUAUCUCUUGCCCGCUGCCCAAUGGGCCGCGGCUCCUGGGCCAGGGCGGGACUAGUAGGGCAGGAGGGGGCGGUCUGGGCUGGCGCGCGGCGCGGCGGCUCAGCGGCUGCGGCUCACAGAGCUAGCGCUUCUCCGGGUGUCCACGCCAGCACUACCCGAGAAGGCGCCGCCGCCGCCGCUGGCCAGGGUGCUGGACAAGACGGGCCCCUCGGCCACCUCGCCAGCUCAGGCACCCUCUGCAGCCGCCGCUGCCUCCUCCCAGACCCGACCCCAUGGAGGAGAUGGAAGAGGAGUUGAAAUGCCCCGUGUGCGGCUCCUUCUAUCGGGAACCCAUCAUCCUGCCCUGCUCUCACAAUUUGUGUCAAGCGUGCGCCCGCAACAUCCUGGUGCAGACCCCGGAGUCUGAGUCCCCCCAGAGCCGUCGGGCCUCGGGCUCCGGGGUUUCCGACUAUGACUAUCUGGACCUGGACAAGAUGAGCCUGUACAGCGAGGCGGACAGCGGCUAUGGCUCCUACGGGGGUUUCGCCAGCGCCCCCACUACCCCGUGCCAGAAGUCCCCUAACGGCGUCCGCGUGUUUCCCCCGGCUAUGCCGCCACCGGCCACCCACCUGUCACCGGCCCUGGCCCCGGUGCCCCGCAACUCCUGUAUCACCUGUCCCCAGUGUCACCGCAGCCUCAUCCUGGAUGACCGGGGGCUCCGCGGCUUCCCCAAGAAUCGCGUACUGGAAGGGGUAAUUGACCGCUACCAGCAGAGCAAAGCCGCGGCCCUCAAGUGCCAGCUCUGCGAGAAGGCACCCAAGGAGGCCACCGUCAUGUGCGAACAGUGCGACGUCUUCUACUGCGAUCCGUGCCGCCUGCGCUGCCAUCCGCCCCGGGGGCCCCUAGCCAAGCAUCGCCUGGUGCCCCCGGCCCAGGGCCGUGUGAGCCGGCGGCUGAGCCCGCGCAAGGUCUCCACCUGCACAGACCACGAGCUGGAGAACCACAGCAUGUACUGCGUGCAGUGCAAGAUGCCUGUGUGCUACCAAUGCUUGGAGGAGGGCAAACACUCCAGCCACGAAGUCAAGGCUCUGGGUGCCAUGUGGAAACUACAUAAGAGCCAGCUCUCCCAGGCGCUGAACGGACUGUCAGACAGGGCUAAGGAAGCCAAGGAGUUUCUGGUACAGCUCCGCAACAUGGUCCAGCAGAUCCAGGAGAACAGUGUGGAGUUUGAAGCCUGUCUGGUGGCCCAGUGUGAUGCCCUCAUCGAUGCCCUCAACAGAAGAAAAGCCCAGCUGCUGGCCCGUGUCAACAAGGAGCAUGAGCACAAGCUGAAGGUGGUUCGAGAUCAGAUCUCUCACUGCACAGUGAAAUUGCGCCAGACCACAGGUCUCAUGGAGUACUGCUUGGAGGUGAUUAAGGAAAAUGAUCCUAGUGGCUUUUUGCAGAUUUCUGACGCCCUCAUAAGGAGAGUGCACCUCACUGAGGAUCAGUGGGGUAAAGGCACACUCACUCCAAGGAUGACCACGGACUUUGACUUGAGUCUGGACAACAGCCCUCUGCUGCAAUCCAUCCACCAGCUCGACUUUGUGCAGGUGAAAGUCCCAGCAACCCCUAUCCUACAGCUGGAGGAAUGUUGUACCCACAACAACAGCGCUACGUUGUCCUGGAAACAGCCACCUCUGUCCACGGUGCCCGCCGAUGGAUACAUUCUGGAGCUGGAUGAUGGCAACGGUGGUCAGUUCCGGGAGGUGUAUGUGGGGAAGGAGACAAUGUGCACCGUGGAUGGCCUUCACUUCAACAGCACAUACAACGCUCGUGUCAAGGCCUUCAACAAAACAGGAGUCAGCCCAUACAGCAAGACCCUGGUCCUCCAAACGUCCGAGGACACAGAUUCAGAAGAACAGACCCUCCCUUUUCCAGUGCCUUCGGAAAGAUUGCCGCUCCGUAGAAUGAGUCCUUUCUCCUCCACCCUUAAUCUACAACCCAGCUUCCCCGGGAGAUCCUACUUUGAUUUCCGAUCCUCACCCCACCAGCUGAGCUUGCAUUCCUCUUUACAGUCUCUCAAUGCACCGGGAUGCAAUUUUGAGACACAAUCUGCACCUUACUCUCAAUUAGUUGACAUUAAAAAGCUCUUGGCAGUGGCCUGGUUUGCUUUCGAUCCUGGCUCGGCGCACUCAGACAUCAUCCUCUCCAAUGACAACCUGACAGUGACCUGCAGUAGCUAUGACGACCGGGUGGUGCUAGGGAAGACUGGCUUCUCCAAGGGAGUCCACUACUGGGAGCUAACGGUAGAUCGCUAUGACAACCACCCUGAUCCUGCCUUUGGCGUGGCUCGCAUGGACGUGAUGAAGGAUGUGAUGUUAGGAAAGGACGACAAAGCUUGGGCAAUGUAUGUGGACAAUAACCGGAGCUGGUUCAUGCACAACAACUCGCACACCAACAGAACUGAGGGAGGGAUCACAAAAGGGGCCACAAUUGGGGUCCUCCUCGACUUAAAUAGAAAAAACUUGACAUUUUUUAUCAACGAUGAACAGCAAGGUCCUAUAGCAUUUGAUAAUGUGGAGGGCCUGUUCUUCCCUGCGGUCAGCCUGAACAGGAACGUGCAGGUAAGCAUCCUACCCCAGAGGUUGAACAGCUAUUGCUGGCAGGCCGUUCAAUCUAACUGGAGAGAGGGAAGCUGACAGCGUAAGGCCCAGACCAAGAAAUGGAGGAAAGGAGGAGAGAAAGGGAUCAACGUUGACAGCUGCUACUAUUCCAUGCCAAGCAUAAGCACCUUCUUUAUACUUGGACACAGUCUAUUAACAGCAUGUUGGAAACUAGAAUUCUCUUCAUGGUUGUCUGAUGAUCAUCCCUCUAGCUCUAGUUUCAUCUCUAAGUAGAAAUGAAAGCCUUUGACCAACUGGUAUGAAAACAAAUGCAAUGACUUAAAGCUCUAGGAGUUCCUGAGAAGAGGUGAGGGUUUAAGACUGAAGCGUUAGUAUCUUUACCAGAAAAUCUAAUCAUUUUCCCUGCACUCUUGUUUGGCUCUGUUAGGUCCUAAGGGUAGAAAGCAUAGUCCCUGCCUAUAAGUUAGUUAAUUAUAAUUUAUUAUAGAAUAAAACAACAGCUUCUUCUCAUUUAUUUAUUCAGCAAAUAUCUAUAGAAUGCCUUUAGUGUGCCAGGCCCAGUCGUAAGUGUUUGGGAUACAUCAGUUAAAAGAAAAAAAAAAAACAGAUAAAAAUCUUGCCUUCAUAGAACUUACAUCUUUGUGAUAGGAGACAGACAAUAAAUACUGACCAUAAUUACAAUGUUAAUUAGCUGGUGUGUCAGAAGGUGAUGAGUGCAAUGGAGAAAAGACCAAUGGGAGGGUAAAGGGCGCAAUGGAGAGAAGUCCAUGGGUGCUGGGGUUGGGGAGGGCAGCUGCAGUCUUGAAUAGGAUGGUCAGUGUAGGUAGGGCUUACUGCAGUUACGGGAGAGCUGAGACUUAAAGGAGUGAGGGAGGGAGUUGUGUGGAGCCUUCCAGACAGAGGGAACAGCCUGUGCACAGUUUCUAAGGCAUGAGGGGCCUUGCAUGGGCAAGGACGGGUGGAAAGGCUGGUGGGCUGGGGCCUGUCAGGAAGACCAGAGCCAUGGGGGAAGAGCUGUGCCCUGCCAGCCGCUGUCAGGACUUAGGGUUUCACUUCCCUCCUGAGCUGAGCCUCUCAUUAGCAACUAUAAGCCUCAUUCCACAAAUGGUUUUUUUUGUUUUUUUUUUUUGAGACAGAGUCUCACUCUGUUGCCCAGGCUGGAAUGCGAUCUCAGCUCACUGCAACUCUGCCUCCUGGAGUCAAGCAAUUCUCUGCCUCAGCCUCCCAAGUAGCUGGGAUUACAGGCAUGUGCAACCAUGCUCAGCUAAUUUUUGUAUUUUUUAGUAGAGACAGGGUUUCAUCAUCUUGGCCAGGCUGGUCUGGAACUCCUGACCUCAUGAUUCACCUGCCUUAGCUUCCCAAAGUGCUGGGAUUACAGGUGUGAGCCACUGUGCCCGGCCUAUGGUUAUCUUAAGUUAGGGCUUGAGAGUCACAAUACUACAGAUUAUUUUUGCCCUAUCCAGAACCAGUCUUUGAAACUAUUUAUAAAAAUUAAUUAUUGUCUUUCAGUAUGUGCAGUAACAUUGAUUGCAAACUAGUGGCCCCUGACCUUCUCUUUCCUGGCAAGGAUGUAGGGUUUCCUGGAAGGCUGGAAUCUAAUCUUUCAGAGUUCAGCCUCUACACUGGAAGAAAGAAAAUGAUAAUUACCCUAGAAGCAAGUCUCAGAAAAACCUCAUUCAAGGUGUUUCACAUUUUUAGCCAUUUCCCUUUCAAAGGUUAUUUUAUUAGAUGCUCUUCAGGGGUUUCCAACACCUUCUGAUUAUCUAUCGAUAAAGACUCCUAGGGUGGAGAAGACAGGGACAAGAACUGGAUGAAACUGUUCUGGGCUUAUCCAUAGCUACCCGUUGAGGUUUGGGGAUACACAGAAAUUGAUGAAAUAGUAUUUAGGAAUUCAAAAUAAUUGGUGAAAUAGUAUAAUUCCAUGUUUUUUUCACACACAUCAAUCAUCUUUGCAAUCCCAGAAAGAAAUGUUUGCCCUAAUUGGAAUAACUAGUGGACAGGUAAUAAGGGAUGGUCUGUCUCUGCAAAUUUGUCCUCUACCUGUGGAUUUGGCAGUGGUCACUGGUGUGGCCAGCAGGUGCCACUACCUGAAAACCAAGGCCUGUGUCUUCAGUUGUAAGGAACACAGUCUUCCCAGAAUCCUUUAAAAGAGGCAGGUGACUGAGAACCGUAUAAUCAAAUGUCACCAGGAUUUGAGAGCCCACUGUGGUGAGCAGGCUCUCACCAUAGGCAGGAUUCUUCUUAAAUACCCCUUAAUGCUUACUAGCCUAGAUGUUUAAAGAGAAGCAAACAGAACACUUUUUGAGCUAGGGAUACACCCAGGUACACUGUGUAAAGGGAUAGGGUAUGCACAGUGCCUCUCAGGACUCA